This is a messenger RNA of Drosophila novamexicana, 937 nucleotides long. RefSeq lists its product as uncharacterized. Gene Ontology annotation, molecular function: nucleic acid binding. Lineage: Eukaryota; Metazoa; Arthropoda; Insecta; Diptera; Drosophilidae. The record is from RefSeq and is a predicted model, not a curated record. The coding region runs from base 28 to 870 and encodes 280 amino acids. The transcript has a single exon.
UAUAUAUAUAUUUUAUUUCUAACAAUCAUGGCUAAUGCGGCUGCAGCUAUAAAGGACGUGGAGAAGCACUCGAAUAAACAAUAUUUGCCACCAUUUAUCGCUGCCCCCUCGGAACAGACAGAGGCAGAGACGACAGCGGCCAGCAAGGAGCCGCAGGUGAAGGAGCAGCUGGUGCCAAUGGCCGUUAUCAAAAGUGAUCCCGAGCCGAAUUCGGUUGGCAUGGAGCUGGAUAAUCCUUUCUGGAUAUCCGUCAGUGGCUAUCAGCCGGAUUGCGCCUAUUCGGUGUAUCGUUUCUUUCUCGAUAUCGGACACAUUGUGGACAAGAGUUUCACAGAAACAAAUUUAAUGUAUCUGAAGUAUUUCUGUAUGAUGGAUUGCGAAAUUGCGCUCAGCUACGAUGGCCAAAGGAUCGGCUAUGGUGGCGAUAUACUCGUGCACGUCAAGCCGGAGAAUCCUGUGCUGCAGACCCGAAUCGAACCAACAAAACAGAAGAUUAAGCAGCCAGCCGUAGGCACCGCUGCUAACAAUGAGCCCGAUAUAGGCCUAUCGCCGUUGUGUCUUGUCGAUACUGACACAGAGAAACUGAAGAAGCUAAAACAGCUAGAGAAGCUAGAGAAGCCAGAGAAACAGCCCAAGGUUGUGGAAGAAGCUGCCGCCAAGCAGCCAAAAGAGAAUCCAGAGAAACUGUCACAGAUUGUCGAAGAGGCUGCCAAGCUGGUAAAAGAGAAGCCAGAAAAAUUGCCAAAGGUUGUGGAAAAGCCUGCCUCUCCCAAGCUGGCAAAAGAGCAGAAGCGACAAGUGGCUCGCAGGAAGUUGACUUUUGGGCAAUGGCUAAAGCAUAAGAUAUCCUAUAUAUUUUAUUUUUACUGAGUAACAGUUUUGUUUCGUUAGUGUAGUUGAAAUUGCCAACUGAUGAACAGCAUUAAAAAUCCAUUUC